AUGUCUUCAGCUGCAAUUACGGUUAGUCUCGAAGACUUGAAAAAUGGCUAUGUCACUUUUCAAACCUUGGAGAAGGCAUUUGGGCCAGAUUCUCUAGGUAUUAUUAUAGUCAAGGACGUUCCGGAAGAAUUCGCACAGUUGAGGCAUCGCCUGUUGACUUACUCCUCCUAUCUUGGAAAUCUCCCAGAAUUCCGCCUAGCAAAAAUUGAAAACCCCGGCUCUAAGUAUCUUACUGGUUGGUCACGCGGCAAAGAGACACUCAAGAACGGGCAAGUCGAUUUCUUGAAAGGAAGCUUUUAUGCAAAUUGCGCAUUCUAUGUCGAUCCAAGCCUUGAUUGUGCUGUUCCAACGGAUGAUUUCUCGCCUGAUAACUUUCCAGAAUAUCUUUCCCCAAAUCUGUGGCCGGGUGAUACCACAAUUCCAGGGUUCAAAGAGACUUUCGAGGAUCUGUGCAGAUUAAUCAUCGACACCGGCGUUCUCGUUGCGAAGGCUUGUGAUAAGUAUGCUGAACAGGAGAUUGAGGGUUACCAAAAGGGAUACUUAGAGCACGUUGUUAAGACUAGUACGACUACCAAAGCACGAUUGCUUCAUUACUUUCCAGCGGAGUUCACGAAAGAAAAUGCAGGAGAACUGAACGACGAUGACUGGUGUGCUACGCAUGUUGACCAUGGCUGUUUGACCGGAUUGACUUCCGCAAUGUUUAUCAACGAGACCAGGCAGGUCCCUGCUAUUCCCAUGGGUUACGCUUAUAAUCCGCGCUUUCUUCCCACCCUUGCAGAGCUACCCACUUCGCCAGAUCCUACAGCAGGUCUAUACAUACAUUCCCGCUCAGGUCAGACAGUUCAGGUUAAGAUCCCGCGUGAUUGUAUCGCUUUCCAGACAGGCGAAGCACUUGAACGUAUCACGAAAGGAAAGUUUAAGGCAGUUCCGCACUAUGUCAGGGGAGUGAGACCGGGAAUUGCAGACGGUGAGAAUCAAGGGGGCAAGAUUGCUAGAAACACGUUGGCGGUAUUCACGCAGCCUAACCUGGACGAGAUUGUUGAUUCGGAGCAGGGUAUUACUUUUGGAGAGUUCGCUAGGGGUGUUGUCGAGAAGAAUACUACGAAGUGA
This is a messenger RNA of Glarea lozoyensis ATCC 20868, 1110 nucleotides long. Its product is annotated as Clavaminate synthase-like protein. Lineage: Eukaryota; Fungi; Ascomycota; Leotiomycetes; Helotiales; Helotiaceae. The coding region runs from base 1 to 1110 and encodes 369 amino acids. The record is from RefSeq and is a predicted model, not a curated record. The transcript is spliced from 4 exons.